AAAUUUUACCGCAAGCGUUGCCUUUUCGUUAAAAAAAUGGAAAAACUGUAAAAAUAUUACAGAAAAGUUAUUUCUUUAAGAUUAAAUGUGUUUCCAUAUGCUUUUAUUAGCUUAAAAGAGUGCAAGGAAGUUAAAAUAAAAUGAGUGUAAACCAUCACAAGCCGUCUGGUUCAGGUACAUCUGGGCAAGGCAGCAGUCAUGCUCCAGGUGGAUCAGGAGGAGGAACAGGCACAGGGACAGUGCACAUUCCCAGCAUUGAGGAGAAGAACAAACAAAUACAGCAGGAAGCGUUGAUGGAGAAGAUUCGAGCCAAGUACAGACAAAAGCCAAAGUCAUACGAUGAGAUCAAGAAAUCAAUACGAAUGUACUUCAUUGAGAAGCAUUACCCAUUGGACCCUGUGUGCAAGGCGACGCUGCAAACAGUUCUCGAUAAACUGCAGCAUUACAUCAAGGUGAACUCCAGACACGGGCUAGUGGAGCGCCUGGAGAGCCUCUCUCGACAGCUAGGUCUUAAGUUCAUGGAGGAUCAACAGACGCUAUUCAUUUCCACAGACAUGUUCUAUGUGGAAAUACUGCUUGAUACCGAAGGCAAGCUCAGCGACGUCAAAGUGCAUCACGAAUGCAAAAGUGAGCAACCAUCCACGUCGCCAUCCAGCUCCAGCUCUGCUGAUCUCCUUAACUGCCUCAAGGCAGGCGACUUUGCCGACUUCACAGUCCAGUUGGAAGGCCUCUCCUCCAUCUACCAGCUGAACGCGGAGCCUAAGGUCAAGAAGAAGGCUUUUGUGGCUCUCGAGGCAAUGGAAACAGACAUCUACAAUCUCUACCAGCAACUUCAACAGCAUCAGCAACCACAGAUCGACAGCUACCAGAUGAUGAAGAUGUCCUCGGUGGGAUUAGUGAUGCAGCGACGAGGCGGACACCCCAUGAAACUCACCUAUUUCUGUCCUCCUCUGCACCUGCUUGAAUCGCAGGUGAAAGGAGAGCUAGUAGAUGCAGCUGCAAGUAGAGACUACAGCAUUGAGCAGGUUAUGAAAAGCCCUGUUGGACUGAAUGCCACUCUCAAUCUGGAGGGUUCCUCGGCGAAUAAAUUGCAAAUACUGCCAGUUGUCAGCUUCAGCAGCGAGUCUGGGCUUCCUCUGGAGCUGCCUGCUUAUGCUUCACUCACUCAGAACAACUCGAUGCUGAUUCCGGCUACCUACGUGCUCCGUCUUGGUAAACCGAUGCCCGUCUGCAUCGAUUCUCUGCGUGCUCUGAAUCUCCCAGGUGUACCUACAGAAGGAGAUAUGUCUGUGAUGAAUCUGAUAGUACAAACUGCUUCCAGGCAGCUCAUUAGGAACAUACAGAAAGGAUUGUAUGUCAAUCUCCCAAAGGAAACGCACUGCUACUUUCUGACGGACAAUCGCAGACUGCAGGGCACAAUGUUGUCCUCACUGCAGUUCACGGAGCCAUCUCAGGUGCCCAAGAUAAUCGCAUUCCUCAAGAAACAAGCGCUCUUCUACACACUUCUAGCCAGCUGCGUCAGGGAGCAGCAGAAACAGUACAAUGAUAUGGAAAGCACCAUCAUCUUGGAGGUGACUGCUGUGUCACUCAAUCAGAUCACGGUGGAGUUGCAGCAUCCUUACGAGGAGUCGCUGGCAACGGUGGACUUUCUGCUGGAAGAUGGCGAGGCUACAUGCACUAUUUACUGCCUUACCAAUGACUACGAAGCGCUCUCUCAGAAGCUGACCCGAACAGUGCGCCAGGUUGUCUCCAUACCUAUGGUCAUCUAUAAGCUACUCAAGUGCUGGGAUGAGGAGCACCUUCAGAAGCUGCAUGGAAUGGCAGCUCCAGGAGCUGGAGGCAGCUCAACCAGUGGAGCAGCUGGUGGCUUUAGCGGCGGAUCAGGGUUAGGAGGAGGAGCAACAAACUUUGGCCACUUUGCUUUGGAUUCCAGCUCAGUGUCUGGCGAAGGCAGCAGUGGGGUUGGAGGUGGACUAGGAGGAGCUGGUGGAUUCAGUAGCGUCAGCAAUCUAAAGAUGGAGUCGACUCUGCGUUCGUUGGCGGAUGCAUUCGCUGACUCGACUUCAGCUGCUGCGGCUAUUGCGGGAAUCAUUAAUCUCAAGAGAGAAACGGAUCCUCAAGCAUCUUCCAGCAGCACUUCACUUCCACUUUCCACCACCGCCUCGACUUCUGGAGCUUCGACCUCUGCUUCCACUUCAAGCGCGGCAGCAAAGGCUAGCGACCAUGAGAUUGCAGAUAAGUACAAGAACAUCUGGAAAGAUAAGACGCCCAACUUAAAGCACUGCGUCAGCAUUACGCCCAUUGCUGGGGAUGUCAAGGCGCCUCUCCAGCAACAACAGCAACAAGUUGAUGUGCAACGGACGGGAGGCAUUGAGAUCAUUCCUCUGAGUGCACCUAGCAGUGUGGGAGCCACUCCAAGUGCCGGCUCUCCAGCCACUACAAUCACCAUCACACCUAUCACAGGUGGAGGAGGGGGCAACGGAGCAGGCAAAGAUGCAGUCAAGGAGCAGAAGAAGUCGACUUCAAGCGGAAGUGGAAGUAGCACCAAACGACCCCAUGAGAGUGGCUCCUCCACUUCCUCCUCUUCUUCCGCUAAUCCGAGCAGCAGCAGCGCCAGCACCUCAAGUUCCUCGAGUGACAACCAAAAGGAAAAGAAGCGCAAGAAGAAACGAGAUGACUCUCCAAUGGGUCCCCCAGAGAAGAUCUAUUCUCGACAAAACUCCCCAGCUGGAGGUGGUAUUACAGAUUCCUCGUCGAGCAGUGGCGUCGUGCGAAAGUUCUCGUCUCCUUCGACGUCAUCUUCCUCCUCGCCCAAGUCUGGUGUGGCAGGAAUGGGGGCAGCUCUUGGAUUGACAGCUCUUGGCCAACCUUCGGCGCGUCCAAGUCCCAAGCACAGUCCAGUCUACAGCAGCCCGAAGCACAGCAGCAACACCGCCUCAAAUAGUCCGAAGUCGCCAUUUGGCACCCACUCGCCCAAGCAUGGAUCCUCUGGAAAGCCGAGCAUGUCCACGCUCAAGAGCGCCACUGCGGCCACAAGCCUGAGUCUGAGUCCUAAGGCGGAGAAAUCUUCGAGUGGCAUCACUUCGAGUGGAUCUACUGCAAUAUCGCUACCACUAGCUCUUCCUCUGCCCACAGGCCCAUCUGUAUCUGGAACUGCUUCAGGAGCAGGAUCAGGCAGCAAUCCUCCAAUGAUGCGACCCGUGCCGCCUUUGGCCGCCAGCAGCAGCAGCCAGUUGCCGGCAGGCAUCACCAUCAAGAAGGACAAGAGCAGCCUGGGCAUAGGCAUGGGCAGUUCCUCGGCUACCUCCUCCGCUUCUUCUUCAGGAGUCGUUGCAGCAGCAGUCGCCGCCCUUAAGAGUUCCCAGCAACAACAGCAGCAGAUGAAGCCAUCUGUGAGCAGUUUAUCGCAUCUGGCAGCGGGUGGCAACCUGGGCAGCUACUCGACGCCAUCCGUGGCCGCUUUGGAACUCAAUGCUGCGCUCCGCAAAGGUAUGGCGGGAUCGGGAGUGGGACCGGGAUCGGGUCCGGGAAUGGGCGUGGCAGCGGGAGCGGUAGGCGCGUUUGAUGACGUCGACGGCAGCUUCGACGGCAACCAUCCCAACCACGGCAACAGCAACAAUAUCAUCGGUAGCAACAACAGCAGCAGCAGCAACAGUGGAUUCAUCAGCCACAGCCUCGGGCACAGUGGGAACGGGAGCAGUUCCUCCUCCUCCACUGGCAAUAGCAACAUCAACAACAACGGGCAAUGGCAACACAUCAUCAGCAACAGUUGCUAGCAGCGGCGCCACAUAGUAGCGACAGUGGAAGUAGCAGCAGCAGCACGGGAGUAGGAGCAAACACUGGAGGGUCUUCGGAAUACAUGGUGAAGCCAAGCAGCCAGGAAGGUCUUAAACUGACCAUCAAAACAGGAGGCAUC
This is a messenger RNA of Drosophila albomicans, 3916 nucleotides long. RefSeq names its product mediator of RNA polymerase II transcription subunit 1 (gene MED1). Gene Ontology annotation, cellular component: mediator complex. Gene Ontology annotation, molecular function: transcription coregulator activity. NCBI's taxonomy places the organism in Eukaryota, Metazoa, Arthropoda, Insecta, Diptera, Drosophilidae. Gene Ontology annotation, biological process: regulation of transcription by RNA polymerase II. The record is from RefSeq and is a predicted model, not a curated record.